ACUUUCCAGUGAGCUGGGUAGUGGCGAGUUUGGUGUGGUGAGGAGGGGAGUGUGGAGUGUGGGGAGAGAGGAGAGGGAGGUGGCUGUCAAGUCACUGGCAGAUGGCUCCACAGAGGAGAAACGUAUUCAGUUCCUGCAGGAGGCAGCCAUCAUGGGCCAGUUCAAACAUCCCAAUGUAAUCUCUCUCCAUGGGGUUCUUCUACACCGUGACCCAAUGAUGAUAGUAUUGGAGAUGAUGCACAUUGGUGAUCUUCGGGAGUACUUACACUCACUAAAGCCUUCGGACACCUCAGAGUCACUGGCAGCUCACACACCUGGACUGCUCAUGAGUUUCUGUCGCCACAUAGCCUCAGGGAUGGCCUACCUCUCAGGGAAAGGUUUUGUCCACAGAGACCUGGCUGCCAGAAAUAUUCUCGUGUCUAAAGGAUGAAGUCUGCAAAAUUGCUGACUUUGGCAUGUCUCGAGCUCUGAAAGACACUGACUACUAUGUCUCUCGUGGAGGGAAAAUCCCUGUGAAAUGGACAGCUCCAGAGGCUCUCCACUACAAGAGUACUCGACUGCCAGUGACGUGUGGAGCUUUGGAGUUCUCCUCUACGAGAUAUGGACAAUAGGCAUCAAGCCAUAUAGCACUAUAACAAACAAUGAGGUGUACCAGAAGGUUCUGUCAGGACAUCGUCUCCCUCCCCCACCUGGAUGUCCUAGAGCUGUCUAUCAGACCAUGAUCAACUGCUGGAACCCAGAGUCAGAUUCCAGACCCACUUUCCCUGAGAUUCAAGUGGAGCUCCAGCGUCCAGACUUCAAGUUGCUUACAUGGACGGCAGAGGAUGUGGCUGCCUACACUGAAGAGGCCAGAACACUGGGAGCUCCCCUGGAGGUUGGAAAUGAACUCUACAUUGACAUUCAAAAGACAUAUACUAUUGAAGAUCACCCCACACAGUUUUCAUCAUGAAAAUAUUUGAUGGCUUAUCAGUGAUGAUCAGCAGGGCUUAUAACUAUUAUAUGUGGUUCACUACCUGAAAUACAUGGUCUAAACUUUCGUAUAAUACUUGUGAGUAACUAUAUGUGGUGG
Geodia barretti is the source of this 1069-nucleotide messenger RNA. The record is from the annotation of a GenBank genome assembly. NCBI's taxonomy places the organism in Eukaryota, Metazoa, Porifera, Demospongiae, Tetractinellida, Geodiidae.